GAGCGGCUCUCCGGGAUCCGGUGCCACUUCCAGCUGGGUUCAGCAGUGAGAGCAAAGCUCCGAGCUGUGCUGGAAGGGGAGGGAGCAAAGCAAAGCAAGCACAGGCGAGAGAGGCAGGGAGAGACUCCGUCGCGGCAGUAAUGAGGGAGAAGCUGUUUAGUCAUCUCUCUAUAUAUACUUUCACAAUGAUGAUCACAUUUACUGAUUGCUUCUGACUUCAUUUGGAGAGGGAGUCAAGAGGCAGGCAGAACGGUUCACCUUUUAUCCUGAGGAGUAACUGCUCCCCCUUCCUUCCAGUUCCCCAGAUUCAGCCCUACUUCUGGGCACUGGGAGCAUCUUUCCUUCCAGAUGGAACUGAUCUGACUUCCAACAGGUCUCAGGAGCAGCCUAACCAUCUUCUCCAGUAACAAGGCCUGGGGUCAUCAUGGCAGCAGGAGUAGCAGCAUGGUUGCCCUUUGCCAGGGCAGCCGCCAUAGGAUGGAUGCCAGUGGCCAACUGUCCUAUGCCACUGGCUCCAACGGAGAAAAACAAGAGGCAGGAUGAGCUGAUCAUUCUCAAUGUGAGUGGCAGGCGUUUCCAGACCUGGAGGACUACACUGGAGAGAUACCCGGACACUCUCCUGGGCAGCACCGAGAAGGAGUUCUUCUUCAACGAAGACACUAAGGAGUACUUCUUUGACCGGGACCCUGAGGUGUUUAGGUGCAUCUUGAAUUUUUAUAGAACUGGCAAGCUGCACUACCCCAGGUAUGAGUGCAUCUCUGCUUACGACGAAGAGCUUGCCUUCUAUGGGAUCCUCCCUGAAAUCAUUGGGGACUGCUGCUAUGAAGAGUACAAAGACAGAAAGCGGGAAAACGCAGAGCGGCUGAUGGAUGAUAAUGACUCUGAAAACAACCAAGAAGGGUCCAUGCCAUCCCUGAGCUUCCGGCAGACCAUGUGGCGAGCCUUCGAGAACCCCCACACCAGCACCUUAGCCUUAGUCUUUUACUAUGUCACCGGUUUCUUUAUUGCUGUCUCUGUAAUCACUAAUGUCGUGGAAACUGUCCCUUGUGGCACGGUGCCUGGAAACAAGGAGCUUCCAUGUGGGGAAAGAUACGCUGUGGCUUUCUUUUGCUUGGACACGGCUUGUGUGAUGAUUUUCACAGUUGAGUAUCUGUUGAGACUCUUUGCGGCCCCAAGUCGCUACAGAUUCAUUAGAAGUGUGAUGAGCAUCAUUGACGUGGUGGCCAUCAUGCCGUACUACAUUGGCUUGGUGAUGACCAACAAUGAGGAUGUGAGCGGAGCCUUUGUGACAUUAAGGGUUUUCAGGGUUUUCAGGAUUUUCAAGUUCUCUCGCCAUUCCCAAGGCUUAAGAAUCUUGGGCUACACUUUGAAGAGCUGUGCCUCCGAGCUUGGCUUUCUCCUCUUUUCCCUCACUAUGGCAAUCAUCAUCUUUGCAACUGUGAUGUUUUAUGCAGAGAAAGGGUCCUCAGCAAGCAAAUUCACCAGUAUUCCUGCUUCCUUUUGGUACACUAUUGUAACCAUGACAACACUGGGUUAUGGUGACAUGGUGCCCAAGACAAUUGCUGGGAAGAUAUUUGGCUCCAUUUGCUCCCUGAGCGGGGUGCUGGUCAUUGCUCUGCCGGUUCCAGUCAUUGUUUCCAACUUCAGCCGAAUUUACCACCAGAACCAGAGAGCCGACAAGCGGAGAGCGCAGAAGAAAGCCCGGCUCGCAAGGAUUCGAGUGGCCAAGACCGGCAGCUCCAAUGCCUACCUUCACAGCAAGCGCAACGGCCUCCUCAACGAAGCCCUGGAGCUGACGGGAUCCACCGAAGAUGAGCAGCACAUGAAUAAAGGCACCUCCUUAAUUGAAAGCCAACAUCACCACCUGCUGCACUGCCUGGAAAAAACAACCGGAUUGUCCUAUCUUGUGGAUGAUCCCCUGUUAUCUGUACGAACUUCCACCAUCAAGAACCACGAGUUCAUAGAUGAGCAACUGUUCGAGCAGAACUGCAUGGAGAGCUCAAUGCAGAACUAUCCUUCCUCUCGGAGCCCCUCCUUGUCAAGUCACCACGGCCUGACCACCUCCUGCUGCUCUCGCCGUAACAAGAAGACCACUCACCUUCCCAACUCCAGCGUGCCGGCCACCCGCCUGCGGAGCAUGCAGGAGCUCAGCACCAUCCACAUCCAGUGCAGCGAGCAGCCCUCCCUUACAACAAGUCGUUCCAGUCUCAACAUGAAAUCAGAUGAUGGGCUGAGACCGAACUGCAAAACUGCCCAGAUAACAACAGCCAUCAUCAGCAUCCCCACGCCGCCAGCACUCACGCCAGAAGGUGAGAGCAGACCUCCACCCAGCAGCCCCGGCCACGCCACGAACAUUCCCACCACCACCACAAGCAACAUAGUCAAGGUCUCUGCCUUGUAAGACGUCUCAUGCACAGAAGGAGGCUGGAAGACCAGUGCCCCUCUCCCUCCACACCUCCAUGUUCCUUUCUUGCUGCAAAUUGUGCCUGGAUGGACCAACCUGACAUUUUGUCAUCGAAUUAGCAAUGGAGACCUAAUGAGGCAGCUUUCUCCAGACUCACGUCAUGCUGUGGACUGAGGAAGGAUUAGGAAAGGGAGGAAGAGGCUGGUUAAAGGAAAAACCUGCAUGGAGAGCGGGUUGUGCCAUGGUACAGGGCAAAAAUCACCUGCAGAGACUGGAGGGAAAAAAUCAUCAUGGCAACAAGAGUCAAUAAAGAAAAUGGGAAUAUAACACUGUGUAUCGCAGCACCUUUUUAAAGGUUUUUAAUGGAUAAUAUUUAUUCAUGAGGAAAUGACUGAAAAGGUGAAAAACAAUGGAUUUUGUGAAUUUUUUUUUUUUUUCUUCAUGGAGCAGAACCUUUAAACCAACCAAAAUUUCACAUUUUGGUUUUUUUUCUUUUAUAGGAAAAGCUAUAGACAAAGAAGCCACCUGGCACAGAAACCUAUUCCAUUCCUCUGUGUGUGUGUGCGUGCGAGUGUGCAGCACAAGCCCCGAGUUACACAGAGCAGAGCACGUGCCCAUGAUUGGCUGCACAGUAGGAAAACACAAGCACGUGUCAGCACACCCAUGUGCACACACACACCCCCCCCCACCUACUCCACCCUGGAUGGCAUUCUUUAUUUAGCCAAUUUUGUAUCCGCCUUUUAAGUCAAUACAGUGCAAUUGCAAACAGUGUGUUUGUCUGCUAAUUAUUGUCUGUGAAAACAUAUUUGUGCAAAAAAAAAAAAACCAACAAGAAAAAAAAAAAAAGACAAGCUUUAGUAGAGUUUUAGUCCCACAGGGGGAUCUGCUUUCUGAUUUUGUUAUCACUUACUUGUAAGAGUGUGACUAGAUUACCAGUUCUGUAUUUUUAAACAGGAAAACAAUAAAAACCAAGGUAGGAUUCUUUUUUAAUCCUAGACACACAAAUGGCAAAGAAUGAGAAAGCACCGAGCUCAACUGCAUCACGCCUUCAUCAGGCUGACAGAGGUUUCUUGUAAUGUAUGCCCAUGGGUUUUCAUUUUUGGUUUCUCUAGAUCAAUUUCUUUGCUAGCACUGGAUAUACAACCUAUUGUAAAUAGUAGCCAAAUAAUGUCUGGAUCUAUACUUGAUAAUAAUUAACCCCAGAGCCAAAUAUCUUGCAUGGACAGAGAGGUAUUUGGCUUUUUCGCAGUCUUAGGGCUCCAGCUGUCUCAUCAAUGGCUUCUGGGUUGCAUUGAUUUUGGGGGUAGACUAGGUUUGCAGUUUUAUAUCUCCAGUCCCAGCACAAGAUCUACAGCAUGCAUCCACUUGAGAAGGGGGAGCAGUACUGGAGUUUGGAAAACACUUGAUCAAGUGUGGUAUAGACAGCGUUUUGUUUUUGCAGUUCUACAUUUAGUUUGGGAAAAGUCACACACUUCUAGUGAACCAAAACCUGCAGCAACACUGUGUGGUACUGCCAAGACGCUGACACUUCUCACUAAGCUGUGGCCAGUCCUCGCAUAGAUCUUUCUAGGAAUGAUUUAUUGCAAGGAAAUGGUUCUGAAACACAACUGAUUUCCCCCCCACUAAGAUGAGUAACAUUUUCCUUCCAUUCUGCCUUUCUCAAGUCCCCUUUUCAUAUCAGGUGGGACCCACGAAGGGCAGAGUGAGGAAUACCAUCACCCAGCUUUCCAUCCGUCAUACACUUCGGCUAAUUACUGUGGUCAUGCACAAACGCCUCUUCAAGGCCCUACUCACACCCAGGAAUGGUGAUGCACCCAACAGCUUGUAGAUAAUAAGGGAACAUUUCAAGUGUCCUGUUUCUGAACAGUGAUUUUACCAACACUGGAGCUAAAAGAACUACAUGAAGCAUGUUUGAGGCUGAUUCAGCAAAGGGAUGCCUUUUUUUUAACAUCUGUCAUAAUCUAUCCUGAUGUAAUAUUUAUAUACACAUAUACAUGCAUACACAUAUAAAUAAAUAGACACAUACAUGUAUAGAUAGAUAAAUAGACCUACAUGCUGACUUAAACAUGCAAGCUAGCAAUGUGCUUUGUUAGCACUCCUAACCUCUUAGUCUAGAGAACAGUCUCGGGUGGCUGAUGCAUUAACUCAAUAGCCUCCUUGGAAACCUACCACAUCCUAGGAAUAUUAGGGCUAUGGUUAAGCCUUCAGUAGCUGCACCAGCUUAUAGUCAUUUAUUCCAGUGCUGUAAUAUGUUACCCAAAACUAUGUUUAGUCCUGUUUUAAAUGAUUAAAAUGCUCUGCCUUUGCUGCUUCCUGUAGGAGGUUAUACUGCAGUUAAUCUUACCACAAUUGAGUUUUUCUUGAUGUUUUAAUUUACUCUUUGCUGUGCUUUAAUUUCAUUAUUUUUCAUCAUCUGCUCCCCACCUGAACACCCUCACUCUUGUAGAUCAGAGGCCUUGCUCUCCACCACUCACCACCUUGCAACGUCAUUGACACUGGCACAGAACGAGGGUUAAAUGUGACUGUGCUGACAGGGCACAGUGCUCCUUCCAGUGUGCAGGAGUACAUGAUUACAAAGAGCCAGGGACUCACCACGGACUCUCAGUGCUGCCUUUCUUAUUCCUGAUUUACUGUGGAGUGGUAAACAAACCACUUCAUCUCUCUGCACCCAUUUGUCUGUAAAUAGCAAUCACGGCAGCCCUUGUCUGGAGCGCUAUUGGUGUGUUUAAUUGCCAUCAAUCCAGAUGCUUUUUGGAAAGAAAAGAAAACCCAACAACAUUUUUUAGAGGAAAAUAAAAAAAUAAAUAAGGAGGAAAACCAGUCCCUGGGGUUUCUGGCUGGCUGCUUGGGCUCAGGUUGUCAAGGCAGCCAUGGCCUUUGUUCUCUUCCACAGAAGAGGAAUCAUUGUUAUCCUUGCUCAAAAAUAUAUGGCUUGCCUCUUCUACCAUUAACUUAGCAGGUGCUGCCCCAUGCGCAGACUUUCAGAGGAUAAAGACAGACAAAAUUAAGGCAGUCUGAGCCUAGAGGAACAGGGCUAAAAAUAUUUUUAAUGGAAGCAUUAGCUCCCUUGAUACACGGAUUUGAAGUAGACUGAGUAAUGCUUCUGAAAGCUCUUGAAAAUAUGCUAGUACAAAACCUCCCUGCAUUGCCCAACACAGCUACAUCCUCAUUAUGAGAGCUCUGUGCAUUCAUGGAAACAGCAAAGACAAGAAUCUCUCACCAUUGGAUCAGUGGUUGGUAGGGCAUAACACAGCAUCCUUCAAACGGAACGCAGGGAAGAAGGGAAGAGCAUGGGAGCUGCACUACAGCCUCUUACUCCCACAAUGAAAGGAGGCAAUUAGCUUUACUAAAUUGCAAGGCUCUUUAUAAUAGUGAAAUAGCAACUUCUAAACCGUCUUGGCAACUUCUAAACCAACUUAGCAACCAUCCCAAAGGAGGCUGUAGUGAGGUGGGGAUCGAUCUCUUCUCCUAAGUAACGAGCAACAGGACAAGAGGAAACGGCCUCAAGCUGCGCCAGGGGAAGUUUAGAUGGAGAUGAGGAACAAUUCCUUCCCCAAAGGGUGCUCAGGCGUUGGAACAGGCUGCCCAGGGCAGUGCUGGAGUCACCGGCCCUGGAAGUGUUCCCAAACUGUGUAGGCAAGGCCCUUAGUGACAUGGUUUAGUGUUGGCCUUGGCAGUGCUGGGGAAUGGUUGGACUGGAUAAUCUUAAAGGUCUUUUCCAACCUAAUUUAUUCUAUGAUUGCUGAGAUAAGGCCAAGACACUCCUGAAAAUUCCUUGGCCAGAAUUUUAACCGAAGGAUUCAGGCCGUUCUCUCCAGGAGUGCCCAGUGCUGCCCUGCCUGACCAGCACCCCUCUGCCCUUCCCCAGGGCCACGCACACGCAGUGACACAGAUUUACAACCAGCACUUACCCCUGCAAUCCUGCUCAGUCCUGAUGCACACGGAAGGAAGGGGCUUCUUCAGCUGUGGGCUACAUCCAGGUGGACAAGCGUCCAGCAACUUUGGUAGGUUCUAGUCCUGACACCUCUCUGGAAGGCAGGUAGUAUAAAACAGCCUGAUCAGCAAGACUGCUUAACAAAGUGUCUCUAGUAUGUUGGCAGUUCAUUUCAAAAGCCUUCCCCCUCCCUGUAAUUCUUUACCACCUUUUAUAGUUUUAGAAAAGUUCAUUAAAAAUAAAUAAAAACAGAUUGUUUGUACAAAAAGCAAGUAGAAGGGGAUUAUUUUUUUCAGUCUGUCAUAAAGCAAUAUUAAACAUAUCAAAGGAGCAAGACCAUUUUGUUCCCUUUCCAAAACCUUUUCUGAAGGAAAUCUGUUUUCACAGAUUUUCAGCAUAUUCUAGUAGUAGAUUUACUCUCUCCACACCUGGCAUUAGGCUGCUAAUAGAAGCCUAAUUGGCAAAGAAUAAUGAGAAAUAGCUUCUACAUCUAGGCUUUGACUUCCAUCUAGGCUUUCUGAAAUCCACCUUAAUUUUCCUUAAAAAAUCUUAACGACACCCACAAAGAUGAGGCCACAGAAAGAAUUAAGAAAAGCAAUCCCUCCUCUGCCUGCAGAAGAUCCUUCACUGAAAUAUAUUGUGUUACUUUCUCUAGAUUAGAUUUAAAAUUCUCCAAGGAAAGGAAUUCAACUGCUUCCCUGGAGAGCUUAUUCCAGGCUGAUAGAUCUCAAUGCCAAGGCUUUUUCCCCUGCUGUUCAGUCAUAAUUCCUUCCUUAUUUUUCCUCUCUUGCUCCCAUUGUACAUCCUCAGCAGAUUGUAAAUUAGCUGCCUACCAACAGAAGAGGGAUAUAAAACUUUCUACAGGAAAUUCUUAUCCCGGAGACUACUUUUGUCUGCCAAAUGAUUAUCAUUGUUAAAAGGAACUAGGGAAAAGGUGAACCAAGUAACACACAGCUUUAGCAUGGAAUAAAGCUAACAGGGAAUUCAAAAUACAUCCUUCUUUACAGUUGGCCAGAAAUACCAAAUUUGAAUCAAUGCUGCUUGUUUAACCUGAAACAGUUGAUAAUACAAACUGCAAACCAGCAUUUCUCAUUCUAGUGUAGACAGCUUCAGGUGUGUGCAUGAAAAAUUGGAUUAAUCCCAGCUAAAGCAAGCAAUGUUUCUUCAAAUAGUUUGCUUUUUUAAGUAAAGAGGUUGUAAACAUGUUGUAUCUUACAUGUAUUGUACAGCAAAUUCAGUGAAUUAAAAAUCACCUUUUAUUUAUGGGUUGCACCAUCCCUUGGAUCCUGUAAUAUUUUGUCUAUGGCAGAGUUACAAAGUCAGCAUUCAUGGAUGGCUUGUGAAUAUCAGCAGCUUUGAACUGAAGACUUUAUUCUGCUUUUAAAGUAAAUGGUAGAGGUGAUUAAUACACCUUUUCCAUAUAAUUUACCAAUCAAAUGUAUCUUAGUUGAUUUUAAAAAAUCACAUAUUUUUCUCCAACACUUUAAACAACUGCGCUACAUACAUGACUUCAGAGCUCGAGUUUUUAGGCUUCACAUUUAAUGAUACCAGAAACACUCUUCAUAAAGGUUUCAUCUUUCUAAAACUUUUUAAGAGCCAACAGAAGGCAGCGUGCAUAUUGAUUAGAGCUAGGAGUUGGCAUCUGUGUUCUAGCAACCUGUGUUCUACUCCUGUCUUGAUGAAUCACUAAGUGACCUCGAAGAAGUCAUUUCACCUCUCUGCCAAUUACCCAAGCUGUAGAGAGUUUGAUACCUCCUCCUUCAGUAAGUGAAGCUCAAUUCAUGAACACCUACAAAACACCAGAGAAUUCUGGGGAAAGCAUACCAGAAAAGUACUGCUACUCACAUUCAGAGUGCAAAAGUGUGCCAGAAAAACUUCAGGUGGAACAGUCGAAAGAGCAGGUGACAAAGAGCUUGUGAAAAUUCCUUCUCGAGUUUCCCUCUCAGUCAGUAGUCUGUUACUCUGUGUGUAUAUGUGUGCACGUGUUUCUUUUCAUUCUGGUUUAAACUAGUGCUAGUCACAGAAGUCACACAGCUGUCUGGGUGAGAAGUUAACCAACCACACCAAAUGCUCUUCUCUGUUCUGUUGCAACUAUGGGUGGGAGCUCCUCUGGACCUCUCCACUGGCUCCUCGGACCAAUGAAGUAUCUUACAAAACAUGUGUGAUGGUCUAUUUUUGAUAAAUCAGUGAGGCAUUCCAAUGCAAUGGUGUUUUCUUUAGAAGUUUUAUGUUAGGAGAAGCUCUCGACCUUAUUAUUUUCUAUUUUCGUACUAUAAAUGGGCUUUGCUUACAAACAUCAGAGGACAGAUACAAAAUGUACUGUAUACAACUGCAGGUAGCUUCAUUUGAGAACAACUUUCUAGAAGAACCAAGUUUCCUGUUGUCUUCUUUUGGAAUUGUAGUGCAUAUGUUGAAACUUGUAUAUCAUUUACAGUAUUGAGUCUUGUGCCACUGCUGUACCUGAUGUAUCCAAUCUGGAUUAAACAGAAUAUGUGCCACAAAUACCAA
This is a messenger RNA of Strigops habroptila (Kakapo), 8846 nucleotides long. It is a transcript of the gene KCND3, whose product is annotated as potassium voltage-gated channel subfamily D member 3. The record is from RefSeq and is a predicted model, not a curated record. Gene Ontology annotation, biological process: potassium ion export across plasma membrane; protein homooligomerization. Gene Ontology annotation, molecular function: A-type (transient outward) potassium channel activity; protein binding. Gene Ontology annotation, cellular component: neuronal cell body; voltage-gated potassium channel complex; membrane. Bases 425 to 2401 code for a protein of 658 amino acids. The transcript is spliced from 8 exons. Lineage: Eukaryota; Metazoa; Chordata; Aves; Psittaciformes; Psittacidae.